This is a messenger RNA of Rubroshorea leprosula, 1420 nucleotides long. Lineage: Eukaryota; Viridiplantae; Streptophyta; Magnoliopsida; Malvales; Dipterocarpaceae. The record is from the annotation of a GenBank genome assembly.
GAGGACAGGCAGGAGGCAAUGAAGUUGAGGAGGAAAGCAUCCCGGUAUACACUUGUUGAUGGGGUUCUCUAUAAGCGAUCUUUCUCCCUACCUCUUCUACGGUGCUUGAAUCCCUAUGAAGCAGAAUAUGCACUCAGGGAGGUACAUGAAGGUGUCUGCGGAAGUCACGUAGGUGCCCGAACUUUGGCUCAUAAAGUCCUUAGACAGGGUUAUUAUUGGCCAAACAUGUACAAGGAUGCCACUCUCUUUGUUCAGAGAUGUUCGAAAUGCCAGUUCUUUGCGCACCUGACUCACCAGCCUGCAGAAGAGCUCACUACUCUGGUAGCACCAUGGCCAUUUGCUCAGUGGGGGUUGGAUCUUCUGGGACCAUUCAUAAAAGGGGUUGGUGGUGUAACCCACUUAAUUGUUGGUGUAGAUUAUUUCACAAAGUGGGUUGAAGCUCGGCCGUUAUCCAGUCUUACUUCUAAGAAGGUCGAAGACUUUGUUUUCAGCUCAAUUAUCUGUAGAUAUGGGAUCCCGAAUCAGAUUGUGGCUGAUAAUGGAACUCAAUUUAACUGCACCUCUUUUCGAGAUUUCUGUUUCAGCUACGGAAUUAAACUGCAGUUCACCUCGGUUUACCAUCCAGAGUCCAAUGGCAUGGUCGAAUCUGUUAACAAGUGCAUCUUAGAAGGUAUAAAGCCGAGGCUGGAACAACACAAGGCCAAAUGGGCAGACGAGCUCAACAACGUCCUCUGGGCGUACAGAACUACGAGUCGAACUGCCACAGGUGAAACACCAUAUCAUCUGGCCUUUGGUACCGAAGCAGUCAUUCCUAUCGAGAUAGGAGUUCCAAGCUUCAGAGUCACCCAUUUCGAUGAAGGACGGAAUGGACAACUGCUUCGGGGGAACCUUGAUAUGCUUGAUGACCUCAGAGAAGAAGCACGACUUCGAACUCUAGUCUACAAGCAGAAAAUAGCAAACUUCUACAAUAAACGAGUUCGACCUCGAUCAUUCAAAGUAGGAGACCUUGUUCUCAGGAAAGCUGGUCUAACGGGGUUCGAAACUAGAUUCGGCAAAUUAGCACCAAACUGGGAAGGCCCCUACACUGUCGCCGAAGUGCCGCACCCAGGAGCUUAUAUCCUACGGGACACUGACGGAAAAAGGGUUCCUAGAGUCUGGAAUGUCAAUAAUUUGAAAAAAUUUUAUCCUUAAUGCAUCUUUUUCCAGAAAACUUUGUUAUUCCUUUAUAUUGUUAAUGAACUUCACUUCACAUUCGAAGUGAUUCAGUCCUAUCAUUAUGACUUAUUCAGUCACUUCAUUUGUUGGGUUAUGAUUUUAUCACACUUACAGUGAUUUACUCAUUUCUGUAUUUGAAGUCCGCCUAUUCUAUAUCCAAGGUCAGAGAUCAGAACAUUGUGUUAAAUAAAGUUACUCUAUUUUA